Cyphellophora attinorum is the source of this 756-nucleotide messenger RNA. RefSeq lists its product as uncharacterized. NCBI's taxonomy places the organism in Eukaryota, Fungi, Ascomycota, Eurotiomycetes, Chaetothyriales, Cyphellophoraceae. Gene Ontology annotation, cellular component: extrinsic component of endoplasmic reticulum membrane; Vma12-Vma22 assembly complex. Bases 1 to 756 code for a protein of 251 amino acids. The transcript has a single exon. The record is from RefSeq and is a predicted model, not a curated record. Gene Ontology annotation, biological process: vacuolar proton-transporting V-type ATPase complex assembly.
AUGGCAGCGUCGCACGAUGACAGCGAUGCCGAGAACCUCAUCGACCGCCUCGACGAUCUCCUCGCCCAACAUCUCGACCUCCUCGACAGCUACACCACCCUACGCACCCAACUGUCCGAGCAGUUCUCCUCCGGCUUCUUCUCUCUAGCAGCCGCCAACCGUAAUGCCGCAGCUUCUCUGGGCGCUGGGAGGAGAUUCGGCUCGGACGGUUUUGACGGGCGUACGAAGGCUGGGCGUGUGGUGAAGAUCGCGGCAGAGGUGGAUAAGACCGAAGAGCAGGAAGCGAAGGAGGAGAAGACUGGAAGUAAAGCGGCCGAGGGGGCUGAAGACGUCCCAAAUGGAGGGCCAUCACUUGUAGAGCCAGAAUCACGACAGGGAAUCUCUGAGAAGACUGAGCAGUGGUUGCCGCCCGCAAAGACCACGGGAGCAGCAAGCAAGACAAUCCCAGACCAGGCGAACGCAGCAGACCUCUCUGCACGACUCUCCAGUCUAACCCUUCCCACAACCCCAGCCAACCCAACCUUCAGCAUAACACAGAUCCAACCAGGAUCCUCUACGCCGUCUGCCGAAGCUAACGACUCUCCCACAACCACCAAAUCGAAACUACCUCGCAAUCCAUUGAACUGGUACACGCCCCUCCCACCUCCAGCCCUUCGGCAGACCCAACAAACCUUCGUCUCUUCGCUUGAUACUCUCGCCGCUGUGAUCAAUGCGACUGAGGCCCUCGAUGCGCUAGACGCGAGGUGCGAAGCAUAA